CUGACCUCUCACCCUUACACCUCCAACACCACCAACUCCCACCCCCUCCCACCUCUACUCUCCGUUUUUUCGCGCCCUCUGCCCCCCUGGGUACUAUUACGCCAUCGCUCUCAAUUCGAUUUUCCACCUUACGACCGUUCACGUUUCCCAAUUGACAUCCUCCCCAGGGGUUCUAUCCGUUAAAGAUGGCCGAUAUGAGCGGCGAGCAGAUGCAGGCCAAGAUCACUGCGGCCAGGCGCGAAGCUGAGGGUCUUAAGGAUAAGAUUAAGCGCAGAAAGGAUGAGCUGGCAGACACAACCCUCCGUCAAGUCGCGCAAAACCAGUCCGACCCCCUGCCUCGCAUUGGAAUGAAGCCACGACGGACGCUUAAGGGUCAUUUGGCCAAGAUUUACGCUAUGCACUGGUCGACCGACCGUCGCCAUUUGGUCUCCGCCUCGCAAGACGGCAAGCUCAUAAUCUGGGAUGCUUAUACUACCAACAAGGUCCACGCGAUCCCAUUGAGGUCGUCAUGGGUUAUGACUUGCGCCUACGCCCCCAGUGGAAACUACGUUGCUUGUGGUGGUCUGGAUAACAUUUGCUCGAUUUACAACCUCUCCUCCCGCGAGGGCCCCACCCGCGUCGCGCGUGAACUUUCGGGACAUUCGGGUUACCUCUCUUGCUGCCGCUUCAUUAAUGACCGCCGAAUUAUCACUUCGUCGGGCGACAUGACUUGCAUGCUGUGGGAUAUCGAGUCGGGUUCGAAGGUGACCGAGUUUGCCGACCAUCUGGGAGACGUCAUGUCGAUUAGCAUCAACCCAACCAACCAGAACAUCUUCGUCUCGGGUGCUUGCGAUGCCUUUGCUAAGCUUUGGGAUAUCCGUACCGGAAAGGCCGUGCAGACUUUUGCUGGACACGAGUCAGACAUCAACGCCAUUCAAUUCUUCCCCGACGGCAAUGCCUUCGGAACCGGUUCUGACGACACCUCCUGCCGCCUGUUCGAUAUCCGUGCCGACAGAGAACUCAACAUCUACCAGAGCGACCAAGUUUUGUGCGGUAUUACAUCCGUUGCUUUCUCCGUUUCUGGAAGAUUAUUGUUUGCAGGAUACGAUGACUUUGAGUGCAAGGUCUGGGAUGUCCUUCGAGGAGACAAGGUUGGCUCCCUCAGCGGACACGAGAACCGUGUCAGCUGCCUCGGAGUCAGCAACGACGGAAUCAGCUUGUGUACUGGAUCUUGGGACUCUCUGCUCAAGGUCUGGGCCUGGUAAAACGAGAAAAAGAAAAGAAAAACAAGAUACCCUGUUUCAGUCAUUCGCAAACGCACUUUUUAUUUCGAAUUUACUUCUUUUUUGCGCCGAUGGGUUACAUGUCUGCCAUUGUACGAUAAUUCUUAUUUGCCGAAGAGCGAUUGCCCACCUUACAUCCAUAAUAUGCCUUGAGGGGGAACAGACGAGGGUACGAAUCACAACCAGCGAUGAAUGAGGCAGAUCCCAGGGUUGUGGGAAGUUUCCGGUUGAGUUCGUGCUGCCUCGAAUUGGAUGUGCGAAAAGAA
Molecule: messenger RNA, 1528 nt
Organism: Aspergillus wentii DTO 134E9
Lineage: Eukaryota; Fungi; Ascomycota; Eurotiomycetes; Eurotiales; Aspergillaceae
Product: WD40 repeat domain-containing protein
Exons: 5
Coding region: 186-1244 (352 amino acids)
Biological process (GO): G protein-coupled receptor signaling pathway
Cellular component (GO): cytoplasm; heterotrimeric G-protein complex
Molecular function (GO): signaling receptor complex adaptor activity; protein binding
Source: RefSeq, a predicted model, not a curated record